Molecule: messenger RNA, 2787 nt
Organism: Phascolarctos cinereus (koala)
Lineage: Eukaryota; Metazoa; Chordata; Mammalia; Diprotodontia; Phascolarctidae
Gene: CAVIN2
Product: caveolae associated protein 2
Cellular component (GO): caveola; cytoplasm
Molecular function (GO): protein kinase C binding
Source: RefSeq, a predicted model, not a curated record
GAAGAGGAAGGGGAUGGGAAGUGUUUGUGUGUAUCUGAAAAGCUGAGUAGAUUUUGGAGUGCUCUAGCUUUCACCUCCCACUGGGUGGAGUAGGGGCUUUAAGAGCAGCUGGAAUGUAGUUUCCAUGAUCAGAGUUGAGCCAAUUGUUGCCUGCCUGUACCUCUGCCAGUCCUGAAAGGGUAGUGCUCUGAGCAGCUCAGCUCAGCUCAGCUCAACCAGCAGGCGCUUCCUUUGCACCCACCUCUCAGAGCAGUGCUGCCCGGCUAAGCAAGGAGCUCUCGUUUGCAGGGAAGAAGCAUUUCACUGUUCCUAACAUGGGAGAUGAUGCUGUGCAAGCUGAAAAGUUCCAGGCUAGAGAUAACCCUGGCCCAGACGCACUGCUGCGCCAGGAAAAGGCAUCCAAUGCCAGCCUGGUGCCAUCGUCCACCCCAAGUCCCAGCUUGAACUGUGUGACCACAGAUGAGUCAAUCCGGGAGAGCUCCCAGGUGAACGCUGUCACGGUGCUUACCCUUCUGGACAAGCUGGUGAAUAUGCUGGACACAGUGCAGGAAAACCAGCACAAAAUGGAGCAGCGGCAGAUCAACCUGGAGGGCUCCGUCAAGGGCAUCCAGAAUGACCUCACUAAGCUGUCCAAGUACCAGACCUCCACAAGCAACACAGUCAGCAAACUCUUGGAGAAAUCCCGAAAAGUCAGCGCACACACCCGAGAGGUCAAGGAGCGCAUGGAACGCCAGUGUGCCCAAGUGAAGAGGCUGGAGAGCAAUCAUGCCCAGCUCCUGAAGAGAAACCACUUUAAAGUGCUCAUCUUUCAGGAAGAAAAUGAGAUCCCCACCAGUGUGUUUGCAAAAGAGCCUGUUCCCAGCAUAACCGAAGGAAAGGAAGAGUCUGUAGAUGAGAACAAGUCUCUAGAAGAGACCUUGCAUACUGUGAACCUGUCAUCCGAUGAUGAAAUACCUAAUGAAGAGGAUGCCCUGGAAGACAGUACUGAGGAAAAGGUGGAAGAAAGCAGGGCAGAGAAAAUAAAAAGAUCAAGUCUCAAGAAAGUGGAUAGCCUCAAGAAAGCCUUUUCUCGCCAAAACAUUGAGAAGAAGAUGAACAAGUUAGGCACAAAGAUUGUAUCCAUGGAAAGGAGAGAGAAGAUUAAGAAAUCUUUCACCACCAACCACCAGAAGACAUCAUCAGGGAAAAGCUCCCCUUUCAAAGUAUCUCCCCUUACUUUUGGUCGGAAGAAAGAUCACGAAGGAGAGGGCCCUGCUGAAGAAGAGACCAAGCGGGUGGAGACACCAGCCAGUGAGAAGGCCCUGACUGAGAAUGAAGAGAGUUCUUUCACUGAGGCCCCUUCAGAUGCAUCUUUCCCUACAGCUCAAGUGGAAGAGAAUACAGCCAAAGAUGUUCAGGAGAAGCCUGUCACAAGAGAGAGCAACCCAGCAACAAAGAACAUUGAGCUGUCAAUUGUUGAAGAUGAAGAGUUUGAAAUGGCCCAGGAAUACUCUCAAAAGAACCAUGAUGACCGCUACAGACUCACCAUUGGAGAGACAGAACAGUCUGAUGAAGAGCAAGCCCAACCUGCUGUUCUCCAAAUAGACCAAACAGCAUAACUUCUGAGUUUUCUUUCAUGCCUCCACCUCCCAUAAGGUUCAGUUAAGUGAAUAACCAAAGUCUAUGAAUAAGCUGCUGUCUAUCUCCAGUGUUAUUGAUUCACUUUGUUACUUGUUAUUUCCUUUGCAAUAAUAAUUUAUUUCAUAGUAGUAUCACCCAGAAUGACCAAGACUUACUGCUAUGUAGGCAACCUAUCUGGUGCUCUAUGUCUCUUUAUCUCUCUUACUAGUUUGGCUCCAUUCAUAUAGAAAUUCUGUGAGCAUUAAUGAAAAAAAAAAAAGAAAUUAAGCAAUUGGGGGGGGAUAAAAGCUAAUAGAUUUGGCUUAGAGCAACCAACAGAUGACUGGGAUACCAGUCAUGAUACCUCUGAUUCAAUGUUUCCUCUCUUACAAUAAUUUCAUAGUUUAGUGAAUAAUGUAGCAAAAACAUAGUGUUAACAGAAUCUGAUUUCCCAUACUUAUGCUAACUGUGAAUUACUGAUCGUUUUGGUGGAUAUAUUGUAUAUAUAUAUGUGUAUUUUACUUAGGUUCCAUUGCACUUGAAGCCUAAAGCAUUUGCAGAAGAUAGAGGUUAGAAUAUGACAUUCAUUUAAAAGAAACUACUGUAUUAUAUUACAAAUGGAGAAGUCAUCAAAAAGAGAGAGAGAGAAAGAAAAAAGUAUAGACAGGCCUAAUGAGCCAAAGCAAAAGAAGAAAAAAGAGAGGCAGAGGAAAAGUGGUAGAGAGAGAAAUAAGUAGAAGUAGGAAAGGGGACAGGGAAUGAGAGGAAGAGGGAAAAAUGAAAAAUAGAAAGAGAUGGGGGAAAAUGCUUGUAGUAUUAACCUAACUAAUUCAUUCCUUAAAUAACACCAUUUAAUGCUUUCUUAUACCCUGAAAUAGUAUUUUACUAAAUAGCAUCUUUGAAACAUUGUGUCAGCAGCUAUUUUGAAAAUAAUAUAGUAGAUACAUAAUUUGUACAGUAUUAAAGCAGAAAAGUAACAAGAAUGUAAUGUUUUCUUAAUGAAAAUAAUAAACUUUAAAUGUUUUUCUGAGGAAACUCCAGAGGAUAUGCUCUAGAUAAAGAUGAAAUUACUUAGGGAACAGCAAAUACCAAUCAAUAGAUGCAAGGUUUUGCCAAGAGUUACAUCUUCCUCUGCCUUCAUUUUAUAAUUUCCAAGUUGAAGCUACCUGUGUUCUCCUGUUAUAGAGU